CUAGAAAUUUUCGCAUCUAGAAAAGGAACUAGUGUUGCUAAACAAUACGUUGUCUGUUUUUUUUGAGGAUAUUGGAUCCUGUUACAUGAUGCUAAAGGAAGGAAAACUUCCGGGAAUACGUUAAUACUACUAAAUAAAAUUUAAUGAAAGCUGGGACUGUCUGUCACCCUGGACAUUUGCAGCUGAGGAAGAAGAACCAUUUCAAGGAAUGGAAGAGGCUCAUAGCUUGUUGCUGAAUGAAGAAGCAUAUAAGCAACUUGGUGAAGUCGAAAAGGCUGAAUUUGUUUUUGAGUGGCUGAGAUUUUUGGAGAAACUUUUACUAGCAACCAGCAGGGCUGACAUAAGGGAGAAACAGAAGACACUUGUUGCACAACUAACAUCUCUGUUAAACAGUUCGCCAGGGCCACCCACCAGAAAGCUCCUUGCCAAAAACCUAGCCAUACUUUACAGUGUUGGAGACACAUUUUCUGUUUACCAAACAAUUGACAAAUGCAAUGAACUCAUUCGCAGCAAAGAUGAUUCACCAAGCUAUCUUCCCACUAAACUUGCCGCUGUGGUGUGCUUGGGUUCGUUGUACAAGAAAAUGGGAAGAAUAUUGGGAAACACUUUUGUGGACACAGUGGGGAAUAUACUCAAGGCUAUGAAGAGUGCAGAGUCCCAAGGUCGCUAUGAGAUUAUGCUGAGUUUACAGAACAUUUUGAAAGGACUGGGAUCUGCUGCCACCCCAUGUCACAGGGAUAUUUAUAAAGCUGCCCGUUCAUGCUUAACUGAUCGAUCCAUGGCAGUUCGCUGUGCUGCUGCAAAGUGUCUCCUUGAACUUCAAAAUGAAGCUGCCUUUAUGUGGAGUACAGACCUGGAUAGUGUUGCAACACUGUGUUUUAAGUCCUUUGAAGGUUCCAGUUAUGAUGUGCGGAUAUCAGUUUCAAAGCUCUUAGGCACAAUAUUGGCAAGACCUCUAAUGUCUAAACAGGGAGCAGCCUCCCGACAAAAUAUUCGCAGAGUCACUCUUGAAGAAGUCAUGGAAUUAUUAGGAACAGGCUUCCUCCGUGGCAGUUCCGGUUUCCUUCGAGCCAGUGGAGAUAUGUUGAAAGGAACCAGUUCGGUCAGCAGAGAUGUUCGAGUUGGAAUUACUCAGGCAUAUGUGGUAUUUAUAUCCACACUAGGAGGACUGUGGCUAGAAAGGAAUUUUGCUGCCUUACUUUCCCAUGUUCUAAGCCUGGUGUCACAGUCUCACCCUAAAGCCUUCCAAACUCAGGCGGAUGCUAUCUGCUGUCGCCGUUGUGUUUCAUUUAUCCUUCGAGCUACUGUAGGAGGCCUUCUUGGGGAAAAAGCUCAAAUUUCAGCUGCCAAAGAUAUUUGUCAGACCAUCUGGAGGCUGAAGAAAGUUGUGGAUGCCGUAAUCAGUGAUGGUAACUUGGAAACCCGGACGAGCACUACAGAUGUUUCUACCAGUCAGCAUGUUCUAGUGUGUGCUUUACAAGAACUUGGCAAUCUCAUUUAUGGUCUUGGCACUACAGCUGUGCCUUUGCUACAGGAUUCAACUUCAGGGGUUCUCGACAUGGUGACUUCAAUUAUUCUUCAUCCCAGCAUUUCAGUUCGACUAGCAGCGGCUUGGUGUUUACACUGCAUUGCGGUAGCAUUGCCAUCUUAUCUAACACCACUUUUGGGUCGCUGCAUUGAUCGACUUACCACACUCAAGUCCUCACCUGAAGCCAUUAGUGGCUAUAGCUUUGCUGUGGCUGCUCUGUUGGGAGCAGUGAAACAUUGUCCUUUAGGAAUUCCACAUGGAAAAGGAAAGAUUAUAAUGACAUUAGCAGAAGAUUUGCUGUGUUCCGCUGCUCAGAACAGUCGUCUUUCAAUACAGCGCACGCAGGCUGGAUGGCUGUUGAUAGCUGCUCUCAUGACACUAGGUCCUGCGGUUGUCAGUCAUCAUCUUCCCCGAGUAUUGUUGUUAUGGAAGUGUAUCUUCCCACUAUCUCCUAAGGAUCUGGAAACGGAAAAGAAUAGAGGAGAUUCAUUUACGUGGCAGGUGACAUUGGAAGGACGUGCAGGUGCACUGUGUGCUAUCAAAAGCUUUAUUUUUCACUGUGGAGAUCUUCUUACAGAUGAAGUCAUUCAGAGACUCCUUCCUCCUCUACCAUGUGCUGUUGAUUUGCUAACUCGGCUUUCGUCAAUUCAGAAAACAUAUGGGAGCCCUUUGAAAACUCCAUCAGUAGUUUAUAGACAGAGGCUCUAUGAACUAUUGGCUUUACUACCUCCUGAGACCUAUGAAGGAAGUAUCUGUGCUGUUCUCAAAGAGCUGGUUGCUGACUUAACUGCCCCAGACACCCAAAUGGUGGCAUCCACAUUCUUGCUUCCACCCCUCUGUCACCAGGAUGAUCUCUUGAUACUGAGCCCUUUGCUGCAAGAUACUGACCACAGAUUUAUCGAAGAACAGCUCCUGUUAGGAAAUGGCAUAGCUGGUGGAAGCCUUGAAUAUGAUCCCUAUUCGAUUUUUGAAAAAGAUAUAGAAGGGGACUCAGUGCCGAAGCCCCUGCCACCAGUGAUUUCGGUCAUCAGCUCUGCAGCCAAACUGUUUGGGGUUGUUUGUUCCCAUGUGGCAGAUGCUCAAAGGCUCCAGCUCCUGGAACAGUUGUUGGAAUCCAUAAAACAUGUGAAAGGACCCCGUCAACAAGUAGCACAAUUAAAUUGUCUGUCUGCCUUUUCCAGUUUUCUGAAGCACAUGGCCGGGUCCAAAGGAAGCAUGGGUUCGGAAGAAAUUAGAAAACCUGCCCUGACAUUAGUGAUGGGAGCCGUAGAAAGUUCCAGUCCUCUGCUGAGGUGCGCUGCUGCCGAAGCUUUGGCCAGGUUGGCUCAAGUCGUUGGCGAUGGAUCCUUCACUGCUGGAAUAGCUCAAAUUAGCUUUGACAGACUGAAGUCGGCAAGGGAUGUUGUAUCAAGAACAGGACACUCUCUGGCUCUGGGAUCCCUAUAUCGAUAUUUAGGAGGAAUAAAUUCAAUUCAACACCUGAACGCUUGUAUUGGAAUCCUUUCUACUUUGUCUCAGGACAGCACUUCUCCUGAUGUACAGACUUGGGCACUGCACUCACUGUCACUGGUUAUUGACUCUGCUGGCCCACUGUAUCAUGUGCAUGUGGAACCUACCCUCUCCCUUGUAUUCAUGUUGCUGUUAACUGUGCCUCCUUCUCAUGCUGAAGUUCACCAGAGUCUUGGACGUUGUCUAAAUGCCCUUAUCACCACUCUGGGUCCUGAGCUGCAAGGUAAUAGUUCUUCCAUUUCUGCCUUAAGAACAUCUUGUCUCUUGGGUUGUGCAGUGAUGCAGGAUAACCCAGACUGCUUUGUUCAAGCUCAAGCCAUCUCUUGCCUUCAGCAGCUUCAUAUGUUUGCUCCCCGCCACGUCAAUCUAUCCAGUCUGGUCAGCUGCCUCUGUGAGAUCUUGUUGGAUAAUUCUGUUUUGGUGAAUCUCUGUAGUUCGUACUUGUUACUAAGAAGAGCAGUUCUUGCUUGUUUACGUCAACUUGUUCAGAGAGAGGCAGCUGAGGUUUCAGAACAUGCCGUUGCCCUUGCUAAAGACAGCAGGGAAGACUUAACUCCAGAUGCUAACAUCCGGGAAGUGGGCCUCGAAGGGGCAUUGUUGAGCUUGCUGGAUAAAGAGUCGGACCAGAGAUUACGCCAGGAUAUCCGGGAGACUCUGAGUCACAUGCUUACGUCGAUGGCCGUUGAAAAACUCUCUUUUUGGUUAAAACUCUGUAAAGAUGUCCUUGCUGCCUCUGCCGAUUUUACCUCUGUAGCUUGCAUAGAGCCAACUCAGGAAGAAGAUGGAGAUAAAGGGGAUGAUGCUUCUGUUUUAACCAUCAGAAACGACGAGAAAUCCCGUCCUUUCAGCAACCCAAGAUGGGCUACCCGUGUCUUUGCGGCCGAGUGCGUCUGUAGAAUCAUCAGCCAAUGUGAGACUGCAAGCAGUGCUCAUUUUGACAUUGCUUUGGCUCAGGAAAUGAAGGGAAGAGAUUCAAGAAAUGACUUUUUGGUUUUGCACCUUGCCGAUUUGAUCCGUAUGGCUUUUAUGGCGGCCACAGACCACAGUGACCAACUCCGGCUCUCUGGCCUUCAGACGUUGCUAGUUGUUGUUCGGCAAUUCGCCUCUGUUCCAGAACCAGAGUUUCCAGGUCAUGUGAUUCUGGAGCAAUAUCAAGCUAAUGUUGGAGCAGCACUUAGACCAGCCUUUGCUUCGGAGACCCCUCCCGAUGUCACUGCCAAGGCUUGUCAGGUAUGCAGUGCCUGGAUAGCGAGUGGAGUUGUAAGUGACCUUGGUGACCUCCGAAGGGUUCAUCAGUUGCUUGUAUCUUCACUGACGAAAAUACAAGCGGGAAAAGAAGCUCUAAGUCAGCUAUACAAUGAAAGUGCUUCGACCAUGGAGAUCUUGGCUGUGCUCAAAGCCUGGGCGGAGGUUUACAUUGUUGCUGUAGAAAGACAAAAAAAACAAACAGAGAAUGACAAGCAAGCUGUGAAAACCACCAAUACUGUGGAUGAGAGUGCUGGAGAUGUGAUUUCUUCAGUCGAUGGCCUUCUGGACUUAGUUCAGACAGAUCUUGGAACACUGAGCAAACUCUGGCUUGCUGCACUGCAAGAUUUUGCUCUUCUGACUUUACCGUUAGAGUUUGCCUCCCAGCUUCCUAUUGAAGGUGGUGCUUUCUAUACUGCAGAGACUAGUGAAAAUGCUAAACUGCAUUAUCACAACUCCUGGGCAGUCAUUCUUCAUGCUACAGCUUUAUGGCUUACCAGCACAGGCUUCAUUAUAGCCGACCCAGAUGACGGAGCAGCUAAUCUCUCCCGACCUGUAACCCCAACUACAAUGUGUCAGGGUUCGUCAUCUGGAGCUGCAGCCAAAUCCCCCGAGGAUGUCAAUACCGACAGAUUUCACCUUAUCUUGGGAAUCAGUGUGGAAUUUCUCUGCUCCUUACGUUCAGAUGCAACAAUGGAAAGCAUCACAGCUUGUUUACAUGCAUUGCAGGCCCUGCUGGAUGUUCCUUGGCCGAGAUCGAAAAUAGGGAGUGAUCAGGAUUUGGGCAUAGAGCUGUUGAAUGUGCUACAUCGAGUCAUACUAACCAGAGAGUCUCCCACCAUUCAGCUGGCUGCCCUGGAAGUGGUCCGGCAGAUUAUCUAUGCAGCUCAGGAGCAUGUGAGGGAGAAACGACGAAGUGCCGAAGUUGAUGAUGGUGCUGCUGAAAAGGAAACGCUGCCAGAAUUUGGAGAGGGCAAAGACACCGGGGGCCUGGUUCCUGGGAAAUCUCUGGUAUUCGCGACUUUGGAGUUGUGCGUAUGCAUUCUUGUACGGCAACUCCCGGAGCUAAACCCUAAGCUGACAGGCAGCCCGGGAAUGAAAGCUGCGAAGCCACAGAUGCUAUCAGAUGAUGGAAGUAAAUUGGUUUCCGCAGCACUGAUGAUCCUCUCUGAUCUCCCUGCAGUGUGCUCUCCUGAAGGAAGCAUUUCAGUUCUCCCUACCAUUCUGUACCUCAUCAUUGGCGUCCUCCGAGAAACGGCUGUGAAGUUACCUGGGGGCCAGUUAUCUUCAACGGUUGCCGCUGCUCUGCAGGCUCUGAAGGGAAUUCUGUCUUCUCCCAUGGCUCGAGCAGAGAAGAGUCAUACGGCUUGGACAGACCUCCUUCGCAGCGCUUUAACCACAAUUCUGGACUGCUGGGAUCCAGAUGGAAUGCAACAAGAACUUGAUGAAAUCAGCUUACUUACGGCCGUGACGGUAUUUAUUGUGUCUACAAGUCCAGAAGUGACGACCAUUCAGUGCCUUCAGGAGCGUUGUAUUGAGAAGUUUAAAACAACACUUGAGUUAAAAGACCCUGUAGUACAGAUCAAGUGCUACCAGCUGCUCCUUUCCAUUUUUCAGUAUCCAAACCCAGUUGUAUCCUACCCUUACAUUCAUUCUUUAGCACCGUCCAUUGUAGGGAAGCUGCAGGAAAUAGAUAAAAGGAAACCGGAGGGUGCUUCUGAGCUUCAAGUCAUUCAGGAAGGCGUAAAAGUCUUAGAAGUUCUCAUAGCCGUGGCUGAAGACCAACACCGACCUCAGUUGGUGGGCUGCCUUCUGCCCAUCCUCAUUUCAUUUCUUUUGGAUGAGAAUGCCCUGGGGUCGGCCCCGGCUACUGCGAGAAAUCUGCACGAGUUUGCCCUGCAGAAUCUCAUGCAGAUCGGCCCCCAGUACUCAUCUGUCUUCAAAAGCCUUAUGGCUGCUUCUCCAGGCAUGAAAGCACGGCUGGAAGCGGCUGUCAAGGGCAAUCAGGAGAGCCUCAAACUUAAGGCCACGCCUAAACACGCCAAGAAUCCUGGAAAGAAUUCAAGCAUUCAGCUGAAGACCAGUUUCCUCUAAUGUCCACACAUUUUUAUUGUAAGCACAACACUCCAAGAGGGCGAGACUUCCGUUUCCACAUGUUCAGGAAGGGGCGUGGUGGUUUAGGCCCCCAUCCAUUGGGAAAGCUGGUUGAUUAUGUUAAAAGGAAUGUAUUGACGGACUUAAUUUGCCUUAUCCAGCAAUUACCUUCUAAAGUCACGGUAAACUAAAAGCAAUUGUGAUGGGUCUUGAAUUUUCAUUGAUCUGUGUCAGAAUUCUAGGGUCGAUACCAGAUAUUAGAAAGGAACUAAUGAAUUUUUCUCAAGAUUUCCUGAAAUUGAAAUGGAUCAUUUCCGAUUGCACGUGUGGUAGAGUUAAUGCUGUUACAGACACGGAUCUAACGGAAGUGCAAAUUACCUACGGUUCCUAACCUUUCCAAAUUGCUCAUUUAAAAUCACGCCCCAGUAAGUAAAUGUUUUAAGUCUUCUUGAAAUUCUCAAACAAGAUUAAAUUAUUAAGCCACUUAGACCAACAUGGUUUGAGGUAAUGUUGAUAGGUUUCACGACGUUUUAAUAAGGCCUAGAAUUACCCAGUGUUUCAAUACAGCUUUGCAGUCGCGCGGCUUAAGCGUGUUAUCGCUAAAGAAAGUCUCAAGUCUCAUUUUUCAGAAUGGUUUGGUUUUUUUAUUUUGUCGUGCAUUACUCAGUUCAGAAAAUGAAAGCUUUGCUAAUACUGUGCUGGGUGGAGCAUCUCCUUUUAAAGCCUCAUUUACUGUCUUAUCUCUGCGUCCUGACCCCCUCAUAGAUGUGGUGUUUUUAUGUAUGGAACACCCCCGUCCCGUUCCCAUUCAUGAGUACAUUAUACAGUGCACAUAUAUAUCCUUAUAUCCAUUUGUUGGGAUCAGAGUGGACAGAUGGAAAUAGGUCAGAUUGUGUACCACACGAUCUCAGAUCAUGAAAUAAUGAAAGAGAUCCCAUUUGCUCUCAAGGAACAGAUUUUUAAAUCGGAAAAUUGAAUGGAAUUAAGAACCUCAUCAUGGCUGGAAAGCAUUUUGUAACUGUGGUGAUGGCUGCUGUCUUUCUCCCCUCUCACUAGUAUCGCCCUGUGUGAACCAAAUACCUGUGCCCAAACGAGCUCUGCAUUUCCUCGCUAAAAACGAAUAACCAAAUGGAUAGGCUCAACUUCAGAAACAGGAAACACACUUCUGCUCAAGUGUGUGAUGUACUGUAUUUUAUUAUUAAGUUUUGUAUAUAAAAACUAUUGUAAAUUGUACAGAAUUAACCAUUUGACAGAUUCUAACAUGGUGAUUCAUUUUUCUAAUUUGCAUAAAUAAAGCUAAUUUUCUC
Messenger RNA from Tachyglossus aculeatus (Australian echidna), 7683 nucleotides. It is a transcript of the gene HEATR5A, whose product is annotated as HEAT repeat containing 5A. Gene Ontology annotation, biological process: intracellular protein localization; endocytosis; retrograde transport, endosome to Golgi. The record is from RefSeq and is a predicted model, not a curated record. Gene Ontology annotation, cellular component: Golgi apparatus; endocytic vesicle; membrane. Bases 209 to 6376 code for a protein of 2055 amino acids. The transcript has 37 exons. Lineage: Eukaryota; Metazoa; Chordata; Mammalia; Monotremata; Tachyglossidae.